UUAGCCAGGGUAUAUAAGCCCUGUUAAAGGGAUGUAACUGCUGUUACAGUUAGUGAUUGCGUCCUUGGAAACCUGAACUUGUAACUGUUGAUUCAGCGUCACCUUGUGGACAGUUGCUAAUCAUGACUUCAUUGAAAGUGAUCGUAGUUCUGCUAACUGUAACAGUUCUAGCUUUCCACCAGUGUGACGGCAACUUGCAGGAACUGUGUGUGGUGUUUGAGACCUACAUCAGCCGGCCCUGUAUGGACUUCAGCAGCUACGGCUGUUCGUGUGGGCCGUCAAAGUUUGGGGUACCCAUUGACGGCAUCGACACAUGCUGUAAGCAGAAGAAGAAUUGCUAUGCCCAGACAAGCUGUACCUACAAUGACUAUACCGGAGUCAUGUGUUCGAAUGGCGCCUGUCUCUGUGACGACACGGACGUGACGUCAUGUGCGUACAAGGCGUGUCAAUGUGACGUACAGGCAGCUGAGUGCUUCACUCAACAAACCUUCAACACAUCCCUGAUCAGCUACAACUACACCAACUGUGUUGUUGUUUAAAUGAUCUGACGCUGAACACCAACAAAAAAAACAAAACAAUUAUAGCUCACAAAGUAGAAAUGUGAUAGUUUAGUAUACAGUCGAAUGUAAAGUUGACUAUUUUAUUUUACUAACAAACAUUGUUAAUAAAUGUUGGAUGUAAUAACAUAAUAAUUAUGUAUUGUAUGUAUACUAAUAAAACA
Messenger RNA from Physella acuta, 721 nucleotides. RefSeq names its product phospholipase A2-like. Gene Ontology annotation, biological process: arachidonate secretion; phospholipid metabolic process; lipid catabolic process. Lineage: Eukaryota; Metazoa; Mollusca; Gastropoda; Physidae. The record is from RefSeq and is a predicted model, not a curated record. Gene Ontology annotation, molecular function: phospholipid binding; calcium ion binding.